GGUACUUUGCAUGAGCGCUACCGCGUACUUUCUGUUCGCUCAUGUCGACCAGCUCGCAUGGAGGGGACAGCAAGUUCCCCGUGCCAGAACAACGACAACAUUCUGGCGUAAAGGCCGCGCUACGGUAUACAGGAAUACCUCCUUCAUGGCUUGACAAAAGACCCAGUCUUCCUUCUCGAAACUGGCUCAUAUUCCUCGGUGUCACUUCAAGUGUCACAGCGUGGUACAUUUACGAUCGUAGACAAUGCAAAAAAAUUCGUCAAGAGUACGUGGAAAGGGUCAAGUACCUUUCUGAAGUGCCUCUGCAUAGUUUGGACUAUCCGAGAAAAGUCACGGUUUAUGGAUCGAAAUGGCCUGGGGAUGAGGAUUCCGAUCGAAGCAUGAAAUACUUUCGGAAGUACGUCAAGCCUGUGUUUGUCGCUGCUGCAAUUGACUAUGAGAUGAUCAAUGGCCGACGACACGGGGAGCUAGCAAACCGCAUUGCAGAAACUAUCAAAGCUCGAAGGAGACUAGACCUAGGAAUCGACCAACUACCGCAGGCCGUCAUGGUGCUACCGGGCACUUCCCCCGAGGAAAAGCGUAAACGCGAGCUAGAGGGUGGCCUUGUCAUCAUUGGGCGUCCCACCUUCAAGGAGUUCAUGGCUGGCUUGAAGCGUGGAUGGACUGAAAGUCUGGAGAAGGUGGACAGGGAGGAGCAACUUUCCAAGCAUUUGGAAUUAGACGGUCGAUUUGAUGAACCACCAGAACUGGAAACAACGGCAGACGUUGGAGACAUUGACGGCGAGCCAAUACCUACACCAUCAAAAUUGCCUCCGUCGAACGCGUAUUCUGUGUUCACUGCGCCCCGUUUGCGACAGCAGGAAUCUGCUCCUAGACUCUCGUCAGACAGUUCCAUUCCGUCACAUCUCAACAUCCCUCCGGAAAAAAUCCCACCAGUACCACCUAUCCUCCUUGUGGACUUCGUCAACUAUAUUGGACUCACUCAAAUCCCUCACAUGAUUUGGGAGUUCUUUAACGAACGUUAUAAGGUCCGCGCAGGUGCCGAGGCAGCUUACAAAUUAACUAUGGGCGAAACACGGCCAUUCGUUGGUCCGUCUGAAUCCUCGUUUGAUUCAUUGCUGGAGGACCCUACAAUCUCGCCUGCUCAACCUUAUCCCUCGGAAAUAUUGCCCCAACCUACGGACCUCCGUUUCGGCAAGGAGACCGAGUCUUGGUACAAGAGCUCCACUGUCAAAGCCUUUACCUCAGACAUCCAGAAGGCAAGAGAAGAGUACUAUAAGGAGCUACCGAAGAAACUGGAGACUGCUCGUGCACUUGCGAGAGGCACUCGCGAGCCUACCAAGGACGAGAAAAGCUAUCCUCCGCCUACAGAAGUUGAGUUGCGUGCUGAGCGGAUGAAGAAGGAGUUGAGAUGGACUAGUGACGAGGCCGGGUGGGAGAUCAUCAAGCCGGAGAAGGAAGCUGAGUGGGAUAGAAGAUUCAAGGAUGCACUUCGAGUGUUCACUGAGCCUUCUCGCCAAAAGGAUGAGACUGCUAGAGGUCAAGAAGACUCGAUGGCCUCAUGAUUCGGAGUCCACUGCUUAUAUAGACGUCGGGAUAAUUGUUACAUUGCUCUGCUGGGUACCAUACCUCAUUUGCUAUCUAAUCGUCCAAUUUGUCCACAAUAACCACUGACCCGCUAUUAUACAACCAGUCCUC
Messenger RNA from Somion occarium, 1698 nucleotides. Lineage: Eukaryota; Fungi; Basidiomycota; Agaricomycetes; Polyporales; Cerrenaceae. The record is from the annotation of a GenBank genome assembly.